UAUGUUUGUAAUCUCGCGACGAUGAUAGCGGAAUUUCCUGUAAGUUAAAAAAAAAAUCAUGGCGGACCGGCUAACCCAACUUCAAGAUGCUGUCAAUUCGCUUGCCGAUCAGUUCUGUAAUGCAAUAGGUGUUCUGCAACAAUGUGCGCCACCUGCAUCCUUUAGUAACAUCCAGACGACUAUCAACAAGGAUCAGCCAGCAAAUCCAACCGAAGAAUACGCCCAGCUGUUUGCAGCUCUCAUAGCCAGGACAGCCAAAGAUGUGGAUGUACUAAUCGACUCUUUGCCCAGUGAAGAGUCCACAGCAGCUUUGCAGGCGGCGAGUCUGCGGCAGCUGGAGGAGGAGAACCACGAAGCAGCAGCUCAUCUGGAGGAAGUGGUUUACCGCGGCGAUAUGCUUCUAGAAAAGAUCCAGAAUGCUCUGGCCGACAUCGCUCAGUCUCAACUCCGCACUCGCAACGGAGCUCCCAGCCAACCAUCACCAUCGGAGUCAUGACCCACAGGAGCUUUGGAAACUUUUCAUUCAUAUUUUGAUUCUUGUUCUUCACCAAAUGGAGGUCUCAUAUCUGUUAAACACAGUUUCUGUGCAAAAAACACUAGACAUUUUUUAAAGAUGAAACAAAGGGGAGGAUUUAACAGCACUAGAUUUGUACCUAAUAUUUUCCAUGACACCAAGUUCAGGAAAGUAACUUCUUGUGUUCUAUGUAUAUUAUCUUUUUUUUUUAUCUAUAUAUAUAUAUAUUUGAAAGUACUGUUCCCUCUUCAGUCUGAUUUAAAAGUGACUCCACUCAGCCCUCUAUGAGCCAAUAAACACAAAAAAGGGCUUGGAUUUUCCCCAUCCCAACUCAUACCUUAAUGUCAUGCCUGUGUUGAUAUUUGUUCAUUUUGAAUUAUUAUUUUUGUACUUGUCUGUAAUAAAUGAGGAAUUCCUUCCAUGGAA
Molecule: messenger RNA, 940 nt
Organism: Melanotaenia boesemani (Boeseman's rainbowfish)
Lineage: Eukaryota; Metazoa; Chordata; Actinopteri; Atheriniformes; Melanotaeniidae
Gene: med21
Product: mediator complex subunit 21
Exons: 4
Coding region: 59-496 (145 amino acids)
Biological process (GO): regulation of transcription by RNA polymerase II
Cellular component (GO): mediator complex
Molecular function (GO): transcription coregulator activity
Source: RefSeq, a predicted model, not a curated record